Molecule: messenger RNA, 928 nt
Organism: Oldenlandia corymbosa var. corymbosa
Lineage: Eukaryota; Viridiplantae; Streptophyta; Magnoliopsida; Gentianales; Rubiaceae
Source: the annotation of a GenBank genome assembly
UAUUACUCAAUUGCCAAAGCUCGAGCUUUUCCUUCACCAUUUCCGAACAAUUUCCCCUCAAAUCAAUGGCUAAUUAUUCAACGCUACUUCUUCUAUGUGUUUCAGUUGUUGCCCUUUCAUUCUCUUCCAUUUCUUAUGCCUCCGAUCCCAAAGCCCUUCAAGAUUUCUGCGUGGCCGAUAAAGCUAGCCAAGUCAACGUCAAUGGGUUCACAUGCAAGAAUCCCAAAGAUAUCACAGCCGACGAUUUCGUCUUCCACGGCUUAGACAAGGCCGGAAACACCACCAACCCACAGGGCUCCAAUGUGACCCAGGUGUUCGUGGCCCAAUUUCCAGGACUCAACACCUUCGGCAUUUCCAUGGCCCGGAUCGACUAUGCUCCAUGGGGACUAAACCCACCUCACAUUCACCCCAGAGCCACCGAAAUCCUAACGGUUAUUGAAGGAACUCUAGAGGUUGGUUUCGUCACCUCCGCGCCGGAUUUGAAGCUGUUCAGGAAAGUGCUGUACAAAGGAGAUGUUUUCAUCUUCCCGAUUGGGCUCAUCCAUUUCCAGCGCAACAUUGGGUACGGAAACGCCGUCGCUUUGGCUGCAUUGAGCAGUCAAGCCCCAGGUGUGGUCCCAAUUGCAGCUUCUGUUUUCGGAUCAAAUCCGCCCAUCAGCGAUGAUGUGUUGGCAAAGGCAUUCCAGGUUGAUAAGAAGAUUGUGGAUCAAAUUCAGGCCAAGUUCUAAGAAUUAUCAAAAAAAGAAAUUAAAAAUGUAUCGAUGGCCGUAUUAUUUUUUAUUUUUUAUUUUUCAAAUUGUGGGUUGAAAUAAUUGGGAACUAGUAGUCUAUCCCAAAAAUGCAUUUGUCUAGCUUCUAGGCGACAAUAUCGUAGUCGAAAUAAUUAUAACACGAUAAUAAGCUGAUUAUGUUAUAAUUUUCAAGGAUG